CAAAUGGAGAUGGUCGAGCUUGGAGAGAGUUGAGUUGAUACUGUUUGGAAUUAAUUUUAUGUUUGUGUUGCAAGUGGUGAUAUGAUAUUAAAAAAAUUACAAUGCUGAUAUUUGGUAUUUGUUUCUUUAUAAUUUCUUCAACGACGCUAGUUUUCGCAGAAUACUACAGUGACUAUGAAUGCAAUACACCUUUGUUUUCGAGAGCAGCUAUUACAGCUACUUCUUUUAUGAACGAAAGAGGCCCCAGAGAAGCUCAGUUACACGGUGGAUCGGCUUGGAGUCCUCAAGAAAGUACUUAUUUCGAAAAACUAACAUUCGACUUGGGUUACCGUUUCCAAAUUCGUUCCAUAGCUACGCAGGGACGCGGUGGAGGUAGUCACGAAUUCGUUACAGAAUAUAUUAUAGAAUACUCGGACGACGGUGAAGGUUGGAAGAGUUUUGAUGACUCCCAGGGAGAGACUGAGAUGUUCCCGGGAAAUGUGGACGGUGAUACAGUUCACAAAAAUGAAUUUGAAGUGCCCAUUAUUGCUCAGUGGAUAAGAAUAAACCCCACUAGAUGGCGAGAUCGUAUAUCAAUGAGAGUAGAACUUUUUGGCUGUGAAUACGAGGCUGACAAUAUGCAUUUCAAUGGAAGCUCGUUGUUGAAAAAAGAUUUAUUCAGAGAACAGGUGUCGGCGUCGAAGGAAAGUUUCAAAUUCCGCUUCAAAACGACGUAUCCCAAUGGUGUGCUAUUUUAUAGUAGAGGAACUCAAGGGGAUUUCGUGGCGCUUCAGUUGCGUGACAAUAGGAUGCUAUUGAAUAUUGACUUGGGUUCUGGCGUAGUUACGAGUCUAUCUGUAGGCAGUUUGCUGGACGACAAUAUUUGGCACGAUGUUGUUAUAUCGAGAAAUAAGCGAGACAUAUUAUUUUCCGUUGACAGAGUCGUAGUUACUGAUAAAAUCAAAGGAGAAUUUGAAAGAUUAAAUUUAAAUAGAGAUUUUUACAUAGGAGGUGUUCCGAAUAUUCAAGAGGGUUUAGUCGUUGUACAAAAUUAUACAGGAUGCAUGGAAAAUUUUUACAUAAAUUCUACAAAUCUUUUCAAAGAAGUCAGAGAAUCCAUUGAUUACGGUGAUAGCUUUAAAUACGAAAGGAUCAACACAUUGUGGAAUUGUCCAGAGCCUCAAAUAGUCCCAGUAACAUUCAAAACACAACAUUCAUUCGCGAGGUUAAAAGGCUACGAAGGAAUGUCCUCUAUGAAUUCCUCUUUCGCUUUCAGAACUUACGAAGAUAAUGGACUUUUGCUGUAUCAUGCAUUUUCUACAAGUGGUUACGUAGCCAUCUACUUAGAAUUCGGUAAACUCAAAGUCGAAUUAGUAUCUCCGAACAAUCCCAAAGUAAUUUUCGACAACUUCGACGAGACAUUCAACGAUGGCCGAUGGCACACCGUCGUCUUGACGAUUCAAACGAACAAAAUUAUCUUCAGCGUCGAUUACAGACCAAUGAUCACAACUCGAGUACUGAAAAUAGUUACAGGCGGAUUAUACUUUAUUGCCGGUGGAGUUACAGUUCAAUUGGGCUAUUCAAACACCGUGUUUCCCGGUUUCGUCGGUUGCAUGAGAACGAUUAGAAUCGACGGCAACAGCAAACUGCCCACCGAUUGGACCAAAGAGGAAUACUGUUGCGGAGAAGAGGUCGUCUUCGACUCCUGUCACAUGACCGACAAAUGCAACCCGAAUCCCUGUCAACACGGCGGCAUUUGCAAACAGAACUCAAUGGAGUUCUUCUGUUUGUGCAAGGGCACCGGUUACGGCGGAGCGGUGUGUCACACAUCGAUCAAUCCUCUAUCCUGCUUGGCGUACAAACACGUGCAAGAUGGCGGUCAGGUCGGUCAACGGGCCGAUAUAAAAAUCGACGUGGACGGUAGCGGGCCGUUGGCGCCUUUUCCCGUCACCUGCGAAUUCUACGCCAGCGGUCACGUUGGAACUAUUCUGCAUCACAGCAACGAAGAGACCACACCGGUAGACGGUUUUCAAGAACCGGGAAGUUUCAUUCAAGACAUUCACUACGAGGCCAACGACGAUCAAAUUGCCGCUUUGGUUAACCGGUCGACUAGUUGCCGACAGUCUAUUCAGUACGCUUGCAGGGGUGCUCGAUUGAUGAAUUCGCCGUCCGAAGAAAAUUUAUUCCAACCGUUCUCUUGGUGGGUGUCUCGACACAAUCAAAAGAUGGAUUAUUGGGGCGGAGGGUUGCCCGGUUCCAGAAAAUGCGAAUGCGGCAUUUUAGGCACGUGCACCGAUCCGACGAGAUGGUGCAACUGCGAUAGUCAAAUUCCCGCCAUAAAUUCGGACGUUUGGCUCGUCGACGGAGGGGAUCUACAGGAGAAAGAUAAUUUGCCAGUCAAACAACUGCGAUUCGGUGAUACGGGCAGUGCUUUGGACGAUAAAGAAGGUCGUUACACUUUAGGGCCAUUGAUUUGCGAAGGAGACGAUCUAUUUAACAACGUUAUCACGUUUCGCGUAUCCGAUGCGACGAUUAAUUUACCAACGUUCGAUAUGGGUCACAGCGGUGAUAUCUACUUUGAAUUUAGGACUGCCACAGAAAAUGCAGUUCUGUUUCACUCGACAGGUCCUACUGACUACAUAAAAUUAACUCUUGUCAAUGGAAAUCAAAUCCAAUUUCAAUACCAAGCAGGAUCGGGACCCAUCGCGGUCACCAGGGAAGUUUCGUACAGAUUGAACAAUGACAAAUGGCAUUCCGUAUCGGUUGAAAGAAAUCGAAAAGAAGCGAUGUUAGUUAUAGACGGAGCGCUCAAAGCGGAAGUGCGCGAACCUCCAGGACCCGUCAGAGCAUUGUAUUUGACGUCUGAAUUCAUCAUCGGAGCAUCCACCGAUUAUAGGGACGGUUUCACAGGUUGUAUACGUGCUCUGCUCAUCAAUGGUCUGCACAUCGAUCUUCGCCAGUACGCAAGAAUGGGUUUGUACGGGGUAUCAGAAGGCUGUGUGGGUAAAUGUCAAAGCGAUCCUUGCAUGAAUAACGGUACGUGCUUCGAGAAAUACGACGGUUAUUGGUGCGAUUGUCGUUGGACGGCGUUCAAAGGGCCCAUUUGUGCCGAUGAAAUCGGUGUCAAUCUACGGCAAAGUUCGAUGGUUCGGUACGAUUUCGAAGGAUCAUUCCGAUCGACUAUAGCGGAACAUAUCAGAGUUGGAUUUACGACUACCAAUCCUAAAGGUUUCCUUCUUGGUAUGUUUUCGAACAUAACCAAAGAAUACAUGACGAUUAUGGUCUCCAAUUCUGGACAUUUGAGGAUCGUUUUCGAUUUUGGCUUCGAACGUCAAGAAGUUAUUUAUCCAGAGAAGCAUUUCGGUUUGGGACAGUACCAUGAUUUGGUGGUUUCGAGGAAAAACGGUGGCGCAACAUUAGUCAUGCAGGUUGACGGUUAUGAGCCAGUUGAAUUCAAUUUCAAUAUUAAACAAUCUGCAGAUGCUCAAUUCAACAAUGUUGAGUACUUGUACAUCGGUAAAAACGAAUCCAUGACGGAAGGUUUUAUUGGAUGCGUAUCGAGAGUAGAAUUCGAUGAUAUUUAUCCUCUUAAGUUGCUUUUCCAACAAGAAGGACCUGGAAACGUCAAAUCGCUUGGAACGAAUUUAACUGAAGAUUAUUGUGGAGUUGAACCCAUUACUCACCCGCCCGAUGUUAUACCAACCAGACCUCCACCGGUUAUAGACGAAGACAAAUUAAGAAGGGCCUAUAAUCAGGUCGAUUCCGCUGUUUUGGGAAGUGUGCUGGCGUUAAUUUUCAUAGCCCUCGUAAUCCUUCUCAUAUUGAUCGGUCGCUAUCUUCACAGACAUAAGGGAGAAUACUUGACCCAAGAAGAUGCCGGUGCUGAUACAGCUCUAGAUCAGGACACUGCCGUUGUUCAUGGUACUACAGGCCACCAUGUCCAGAAGAAGAAAGAAUGGUUCAUUUAGUACCGAUAACUAAAAGAAGUAAUUUUAAAGAAAUGGCCUAAUAGUACAACUUAAUCAUUUUUGUAUUCGUUUUUUUUUUGUUGGCAUUUGAAUGUUAUUGCAAUUUUAAUUUAAGGAUACAUACUGUACUUUACUGCCGGAGCAGCUGCAAGGUUGCGCUAAAAAAGCGUAGAGAUGUUUAAUAAAAUCUUGUAGCACAGACGAAAAAUUGCCAAAAACCUUCCGAUUAAUUUUAGAUAAUAAGUUAGCUAUUCAUUAAUAACUCCUUUGAUUGCUAAUACGGCUUCAAAACUAGCUGCAUAAAGAUUUGUUAGUGGUAAAGUACUGUAUAGUGAUUCGCAGGAAAUUCUUAUUGAUUUUCUAAAUGCAGCUUCUUACAGCGUUGCUUAAAAAACGUAUGCAAGCGUUUUCAGUCAAUUAAAUAAAUGAAAUGACUGAACAUUUGUAUUGAAUAUAGUAAUCUCUGCAAGCAGAUCAUCGUUUUAGUUAAUUUUUUGAUUUAUAAUGUGUUCAAUAUGUUUAAUGCAAAUUUUUAAACGCAUUUUGAAUUGAAAUAAUGUCGAUCUUUCGGAUAAAAUUCAUUCUUAAUGAACCUUAUUAUGUACACAAAAAAUAUUACAAAAUUUACGCAAUUCAAUUAAAUAAAAAGAUACAUCAUAAGUUUUUUACAAACUUUCAGAGGCCUAACUUUUGAAUGUUGUAAUAGUUACUUAGAUUUUUGAAAUUGUUAAUAUUUAUUUGGCAACGCAAUGAUAAAAUCGACAUUUUGAGAUUGAAAUUUGAAGAAUCUCAAAUAGUAUUAUAAGUACCACGUAUUUAAUUUUAUACUUAAGUACUUUAGAAUCGGAACUCUCUAGUGGUACCUAUUGUAGAGCCUAAAUUUAUAUAAUUAUAAACCUUAACUAUUUAAUCCUUAUUUCAGUAUUUAAUGAUUAUUUUUUCCGUCCAUUUUUUUAUACAUUUUUUUACGUAUGAUUGAAUUUACAUUUAUUUUGGUACGAUUUUUAAAAUUUUAGUUUGUAAGACAAGUGCCUUUGGCAUUUUAUUACGUUUCGAAAACGAAAUAUUUGUUCUUCUGUAUAUUUUAAUUUUUACCUGUAGCAUAAAGUUUAAAAUCAC
Molecule: messenger RNA, 5066 nt
Organism: Phyllotreta striolata
Lineage: Eukaryota; Metazoa; Arthropoda; Insecta; Coleoptera; Chrysomelidae
Source: the annotation of a GenBank genome assembly